AUGGCCGACGAGAAGCCUGAGGCUGUGCCGUAUGGCUACGACGAGAGUCAAGUUGGCUUUGAGGAGCCGUUUGUUCAUGGCGCCGCUACUGUUGGUGGUGAGACUGGACGAGGAGGAGACACACAUCGUGGACUGAAGAGUCGACACAUCCAGUUUCUUGCGCUUGGUGGUGCUAUCGGAACAGGUCUCUUCAUCGGAUCUGGAUCUAUCCUAGCCCUUGUCGGUCCUGCUCCCUUGUUCAUGGCUUACCUCAGUAUGAUGCUUGUUGUUUACAACGUUAUGAACAACUUGGCUGAAAUCGUCACCUACCUUCCCAUGCGCGGUAUCACUAUCCCUUACUUCAUCAAGCGAUUCGUAGACCCGAGUCUCGCAUUCGCCGCUGGUUGGAAUUACUGGUACGCCUACGCGAUUUUAGUGGCCGCUGAAGCUACAGCUGGAGCAAUCCUUGUCGAGUACUGGGAGACGCCUGUCCACAAUGCUGUCUGGAUCACCAUCUUCCUGGUCGUGGUCUUGUUCCUCAACAUCGUCGCAGUCGAGGUUUUCGGAGAAGCCGAGUUUUGGUUCGCUUCCAUCAAGUUUAUCACCAUCAUCGGUCUCGUUAUUCUCGGCUUUGUGAUCAUGCUAGGUGGCAGCCCAAACGAUCAAGGCCGGCUCGGGUUCAGGUACUGGAACAAUCCCGGAGCUUUCAAACCGUACAUCGUGGAAGGGAACUCCGGGCGCUUCCUGGCCUAUUGGACUGCGUUCGUUCGUGCCGGAUUCGCUUUCAUCACUUCGCCUGAAUUGAUUGCGCUUGCCGCCGGAGAGACGAUUGCCCCACGUCGGAACAUCCCCAAGGCUGCUGGCCGCUUCGUUUACCGUCUCGCCAUCUUUUACGGUCUGGGUAGCUUCAUCAUCGGUGUUAUUGUCCCAUCAGACGAUGAUCGCCUCCUCAGCGAGAGCUCCAACGCUUCCGCUUCUCCCUUCGUCAUUGGUAUCCAGCGUGCGGGAAUCGUAGGUCUGAACCACGUCGUUAAUGCGGCCGUCUUGACAUCGGCAUGGUCUGCCGGAAACGCUUUCUUGUUCUCUGGAUCUCGUGUCUUGUAUGGUAUGGCUCUCAACGGAGAAGCGCCUAAGAUCUUCGGCAGAACCAGCAAGAAAGGUGUACCAUAUGUGGCUGUUCUCGCUACAUGGGCCAUUGGACUUCUCGCAUACCUGAAUGUCUCUAGCACUGGCGCCCAGGUCUUCUUGUGGUUCUCCAAUAUCUCCACCAUCUCUGGAUUCAUUGCCUGGAUCGUCGUCAUGAUCACGUACAUCCGCUUCCGCAAGGCGAUGAUCUUUCACAACUUGCUCGAAUCUCUGCCCUACCGCACACCGUUCCAGCCAUAUCUUACAUACUUUGUUCUCGGCGUAGUUUCGCUCCUGACUCUGACCAACGGUUUCCAGGUCUUCGUGCCUGCCAACUGGGCCGUUUCCGACUUCCUUGCCGCCUAUAUCACCAUCCCGAUCUUCAUCGUACUUUACGCUGGCCACAAGAUCUACUUUAGGACGCCAUUUGCAAUCAAGGUCGAGCACAUUGAUGUUAUAACAGGUGUGCGAGAGAUGAACGAGUUGUGCAAGGACGAUAUCACCGGUGCACCUGUGCCGAAGAACGUUAUGCAGAAGAUCUGGUACUGGAUUGCUUAG
Alternaria conjuncta is the source of this 1662-nucleotide messenger RNA. RefSeq lists its product as uncharacterized. Lineage: Eukaryota; Fungi; Ascomycota; Dothideomycetes; Pleosporales; Pleosporaceae. Gene Ontology annotation, biological process: amino acid transmembrane transport. The record is from RefSeq and is a predicted model, not a curated record. The transcript has 2 exons. Gene Ontology annotation, cellular component: membrane. Bases 1 to 1662 code for a protein of 553 amino acids. Gene Ontology annotation, molecular function: amino acid transmembrane transporter activity.